GCUACAGUAGAGCAGUCCAGCAGCAGGGAAGUCAAGUCAGCAGUCACGAACCGAAAGAAAGACUCAACCCCAACCAAAAAUCCAUUCACAGGUGUUGAUUGGAAUUUAAUUUCUUAAUUCUGUCACAUUUUAGUUAAUUAAUUAAACAAUAUUGACGAAAUCAGCCAAAAUCUCGCAUUAUUACCUCAAUAAUUCCAUUAAUAAACUAAACUACAAAGAUGAGUGCUUUCACUGGAAUUCUGCGACGAGAAUUUCCCGCAAUGGACGAUGAGUUGAAAGACUACGUCGAGGGUGUGCUGUGCGGCAGCCUGGACGAUUUCGAAAGCUGUGAUGAUAUCUACGAAGCAGUUGGAGACAUUUUGCAGAGCAUAAAUGCAGAAAAAACUGAAGACAAUAUCAGAGAUCUUUGCCAUCAGUUCUUCAAUAUCAUCAAAUUGAAAUCCUCCCAUGAAACGAAGAAGGUACUUAAUGCCCCGGUGAACAUAGCUGAAAUGGCAGCCACCAUGGAAGCCACCGACAAGGACGUUCAAAGUAUAUGGGUCGUCAACAAGGAUGCCGGAAAUAAAGUCGACACAAAAAAAUUGGAGAAGGCCGAAGCCAAAUUGCAGCAAAAACUGGAAAAGAGAUUAGACAACAGAACUGUCCAGCCAACUCAGGUCAAAUUGCAGACAGCAACGGCGUCGCAGGUUAUCAGCAAAAAGAGCAAUAAAAUGGAACAGAAAGGCACCAACCGUUCUAUGGAUAUCAAAAUCGAAAACUUUGAUUUAGCUUUUGGCGAUAAAGUUCUCCUUCAGAAUGCCGACAUUCUGCUUUCAUUUGGCAGGAGGUAUGGUUUGGUUGGCCGUAAUGGUCUGGGUAAAACCACUCUAUUGCGUAUGAUAUCUGACCGCCAAUUGGCCAUUCCAAGUCAUAUUUCGGUACUGCACGUCGAGCAGGAAGUAGUUGGUGACGACACUCCGGCAGUGGACAGUGUGCUUGAAUGCGACUUCGAACGUACCAGGUUGCUGAAGAGAGAGAAGGAAAUCCUCGCCGAGCUGAACAAUGGAACUCAGGAUGCGGGACUAAGUGCGGAAUUAAGUGAAGUCUACAUUCAGUUGCAAAACAUCGAGGCUGACAAAGCCGUUUCCAAGGCAUCGGUUAUCCUCAAGGGUUUGGGCUUCACCACUGAAAUGCAAAGUAAUCCUACAAAGUCAUUCUCUGGUGGCUGGAGAAUGAGGCUGGCUCUGGCUCGUGCUCUGUUUUCUCGACCAGACCUCUUGUUACUUGAUGAACCGACUAACAUGUUGGACAUUAAGGCGAUUAUCUGGCUUGAGAAUUAUCUACAAACGUGGCCGACGACUCUGCUUGUAGUUUCUCACGAUCGUAACUUCCUAGAUGUUGUGCCAACGGACAUAAUUCAUUUGCAUUCCCAAAUUCUUGAUGUUUAUAAGGGCAACUAUGAGCAAUUUGAAAAAACUAAAAACGAAAAGUUGAAGGCACAGAGAAGGGAGUACGAAGCUCAAAUGGCACACAGGUCCCAUGUUCAAGAGUUUAUUGACAGAUUCCGUUACAACGCCAACAGAGCUUCUUCGGUACAAUCCAAAAUUAAAAUGCUUGAAAAACUACCUGAGUUGAAACCCGUCGAAAAAGAGGUAGAAGUUAAGCUGAAAUUCCCAGAAGUUGAUCCACUUAAUCCGCCCGUCUUGGCUAUGUCCGAUAUCCAAUUUCGUUACAAUGAAAACGAUGCUCUUCCAGUUUUUUCAAACGUUAAUCUGUCUGCAAACUCCGAUUCCCGAAUUUGUAUUGUGGGCGAAAACGGUGCUGGUAAAUCAACGCUCUUGAAGAUAAUUGUCGGUCAGUUGAGUACGAUCCAUGGAAACAUUGUUAUGCAUAGGGGUCUGAGAAUAGGCUACUUCGCUCAACAUCACGUCGAUCACUUGAAUAUGAAUGUUACAUGCGUUGGUGUGUUGGAAGAACUUUUCCCAGGAAAACCAGAUGAAGAAUAUCGAAGACAACUCGGUAGUUUUGGAAUUUCCGGUACCUUGGCCCUGCAGAGCAUAGCAAGUUUGUCUGGAGGUCAAAAAUCUAGAGUUGCUCUCGCAAAAAUGUGCAUGGCUCAACCAAACUUCCUGGUCCUUGAUGAACCUACAAAUCAUUUGGACAUUGAGACAAUUGAUGCCCUUGGAAAAGCUAUUAAUACAUUUGCGGGUGGAGUUAUUUUAGUUUCCCACGACGAAAGAUUAAUUAAAGUUGUUUGCAAAGAGCUUUGGGUAUGCGGCAAUCGAACUGUCCGAGCCAUUGAAGGAGGUCUAGACGAAUACAAACGUGAGGUGUACAAGGAGAUUGAGGAGAACAGCUAAAGCUUUAAUUUAAUUUCACAAAAUAUCAUGAUAUUAUACAAAAACGCCCUCAGACACUUACAAGUUAUAAGAAAUCAGGUCUGUUAAAAACCUAAAUUCUUAACGAACAACAUGGUGACAAAAAACAAAUAACAAAAAUAUACCUUUAUAUCCCAAAGGAAAAA
This is a messenger RNA of Eupeodes corollae, 2503 nucleotides long. Its product is annotated as ATP-binding cassette sub-family F member 3. The transcript is spliced from 10 exons. The coding region runs from base 219 to 2339 and encodes 706 amino acids. Gene Ontology annotation, molecular function: ATP binding; ATP hydrolysis activity. The record is from RefSeq and is a predicted model, not a curated record. Lineage: Eukaryota; Metazoa; Arthropoda; Insecta; Diptera; Syrphidae.